GCCCCGACGCCUUCCCGCCCACCCGCCACCACAAGCCAGGGCUGGCACUGGGAUCUCUGCCCCUGGGAUCCUGAACCACCGCACAGCCUUGCAGAACUUUGCAGUGACCACAGAGAAGCACACAGUGCUAAAGGAGAAAUACAAACCAGGCACAGCCAUGGAGAACUUGAAUGUCCUGGUCUCAGAUCUUACUGAAGAGCAGCAAGACAUGUUCCAGAGGGUUUUUACUGCUGAUGCCAAUUACUUGGAGAAUCACGAGAAAACGAACCAGUCCUUUUGGGAAUCACUUGUAAAAUGUUUAGCCACCACUGACCCACCUAUCCUGAAUACUGAAGAAAAGAACAAUCUCCUCAACAGCUGCGAUGUCCUGCCUGGGGGCUGUGCUGCCUGCCUGAAAGCCAUAGAGAAGAAAGGAGUCAGGGCAAUGGCUGUUCUUUACCUCUUGCUGAAGGCAUCCAAUCCAUCUGGAUACAGACAGCUGCCCAGCUCCAAGGGAAAGGAUGAAAAGUUGAAACUCCUGAAGAGACUGGAAAGGAAUCUUGUACUUUCACAGGAGGAACAAAAGGCUGAAAAUUCAUCCCAUGAAUCCAUGGAUGAAGAUACACAAGACAGUGAUGAGGAAGAUUUAGGAAGACAGAAGACUGAAGGCCAAUUACUUGGAGGCACACCAGCAGAGAUGGUUCCCUACAGAGAUUCAGAGAUUACCAGAAGAGAAGAUUCAAUUGCAGAUGCAUAUGAGAACCAGAGCACUCCCCACACUCAGUGGGCAGUUCGGUGGAUGGGCAUACGGAAGGAUGAUGAAUUCUUUCAUUUUGUCAUUCUUUGCUUUGCAAUUGGAGCUUUACUAGUUUGCUACUACUACCACCAAGAUUGGACUAUUUCUCUUGGAAUUGGUUUAAUCACCUUUGCUUCCCUGGAAACCACUGGGAUAUACUUUGGUCUAGUGUAUCGGAUUCGGAGCGUCCUUGACAGCUUUGUUCCUCUGAUUGACAAAUUCAGGCCAAGAGGUGUGAGGAAAGCUGCGUAGGAGGAACGUUUCAGGAGAGUUCCACAAACCAUGCUGUCUGAAUUCUCAGUACUAGAAGAACUGCUUUAUGAGGUGAACCUAAAAACUGAAUGGCCAAUGUGAAAUAUUGAAAUGUCAAACCACUGAAAGACAUCACUCCUUCCCCUCAAAAAUAAACCUGAAACAGGGGUACAGGGCCCAUUCUUGCUUCUGAAGGGGUUUGUGGCUCAGCAAAGCUCAAACACAAACCAACGUCUAGACCGUGAUUGCCUUAAUUCCAUUAAAUAUGAACACAUUCUCCAUGUGAUUCUGCCUGUGGUGCAUCAAAAUCAACAAAAUGUCCUGUGCUGGUUCUGGAUGAGGCUCUGGAUGUUUCAGUAGGAAUCCUGGCAGCCCCAGAGGCACCUCCUCCUCCCUCCCUGUGAUGCCCAGAGCAGGCAGCCGUGGUGCUGCUCUCCCAGCUGAGCCCCAGCAGUGCAGCAGAGCUGAGGCAGAUUAACUGUGGCAGAACUCGGAGCAGUGGGCGGGCAAGGAUUGCACCUAGGGAGAGCUGGGGAGAUGUUACAUGCACUGACAUAAUGGUGCAGUAAUGAGAUUAUUAACAACAGCAAAUUUCAUCUCUUCUCCUGAGGGGAAAAAAUAAAGUGCUUGAUUUGACUCAC
Molecule: messenger RNA, 1668 nt
Organism: Pipra filicauda (Wire-tailed manakin)
Lineage: Eukaryota; Metazoa; Chordata; Aves; Passeriformes; Pipridae
Gene: TMEM40
Product: transmembrane protein 40
Exons: 14
Coding region: 158-1027 (289 amino acids)
Source: RefSeq, a predicted model, not a curated record